AUGGGAGAAGACAUGCCGACCACACCGGUCGCCGACACAGGAUCUAUUGAUAUUGACCCGUCUAUGCUCCUUCCUCCAAGCAUCGACAAAACCCGACUCCUCUCAGGCGAAUCCUACGCAUAUUUCUCACCAGCGCCGCCUGCAGUCCCAACACAAAAGUCUUCAGAUCCAAACUCAGAUUACCUAGUUCUUGGCGUUGAUGAAGCCGGCCGCGGCCCCGUCCUCGGACCCAUGGUCUACGGCGCAUUCUACCUCCCCAAUUCUCUACACCACUCCCUCCUAGCCAAGGAGUACAGCUUCAACGAUAGCAAAGUUCUUACAGCGGGUGUGAGGGCAAACCUCAUGCGCAUCCUAUGCACACAAGGCUCACAUCUUUACGAAUCCUGUGGGUGGACGACAAAACUCCUCUCUGCUAGAGACAUAUCAUCGGGGAUGAUGAGGCCUGCAGCGGGCGUGGGUGGGGUAUAUAAUCUCAAUGCUCAGGCGAUGGAUGCGACAAUCGAGUUGAUUAGGGGCGUUGUCGAGGAGAGAAAAAUGAAUGUGCGGGAGGUUUAUAUUGAUACGGUGGGGAAUCCGGCGAGCUAUCAGAAGAAGUUGGAGAUGGUGUUCCCUUCACUGAAGAUUACGGUUGCUAAGAAGGCGGAUUCGUUAUAUCCUUGUGUCAGUGCGGCGAGUGUGGUGGCUAAGGUUACGAGGGACGUUGCGCUGGAGGUCUUAUAUGAGGCUUUCAGGGAAAGUGGUGGAGGGGCCGGCGAUGGUUGGGGAAGUGGAUAUCCCUCCGACUCGAAGUGUGUGGGUUGGAUGCGAAAUAAUAUGGACCCUAUCUUUGGGUGGGGGAAUGAGUGUCGGUUUAGCUGGGGUACAGCAAAGGAAAUGCUAGAGACCAAGGGAGGGGAAAAGGUCGACUGGCCUGUGGAUGAGGAUAAUACACAGCUCAUGGAUUUCUUGCUGGCUUCUGGUGGUACGUUCAAAGGACCGGAACAGGAACUUCAAGAGUGGUUUGGAAAGAAAUCUGCAGAAGUUUUAUAG
Aspergillus puulaauensis is the source of this 1029-nucleotide messenger RNA. Its product is annotated as ribonuclease H2 catalytic subunit RNH201. Gene Ontology annotation, biological process: DNA replication, removal of RNA primer; mismatch repair. Lineage: Eukaryota; Fungi; Ascomycota; Eurotiomycetes; Eurotiales; Aspergillaceae. The transcript has a single exon. Gene Ontology annotation, molecular function: RNA-DNA hybrid ribonuclease activity; RNA binding. Gene Ontology annotation, cellular component: ribonuclease H2 complex. Bases 1 to 1029 code for a protein of 342 amino acids. The record is from RefSeq and is a predicted model, not a curated record.